Bipolaris oryzae ATCC 44560 is the source of this 2559-nucleotide messenger RNA. RefSeq lists its product as uncharacterized. The transcript is spliced from 2 exons. The record is from RefSeq and is a predicted model, not a curated record. Gene Ontology annotation, cellular component: cytosol; plasma membrane; cytoplasm. Lineage: Eukaryota; Fungi; Ascomycota; Dothideomycetes; Pleosporales; Pleosporaceae. The coding region runs from base 1 to 2559 and encodes 852 amino acids. Gene Ontology annotation, molecular function: protein-macromolecule adaptor activity; ubiquitin protein ligase binding. Gene Ontology annotation, biological process: ubiquitin-dependent endocytosis.
AUGACUUCCAGCCAGACACGCUCCUCCGCCACGCCGUCCUCGCCAGUCUCCGCCAGGUCCUUUCUGUCCCGCUUCAAGUCGCCCUUGUCCUCCAAGUCGCGCAACUACACCGAGUUCUACAUCCAGUCCGACGACCCCCACCGCCACUACACGCCCGGCGAUGUCAUCAGCGGCACCGUCAUCAUCAAGAUUGUCAAGCCGCUAAGAAUCACCCACCUGGUCGUCUCCCUGCACGGCUAUGCCCAAGUCUUCAAGAACCCAAACACCCCCGGCGACGCCUACAAAAACUACUGCUCCAGCGUCGGUAACGGCAGGGCGAACAAGGCAGGCAGCUACUUUGGCAAUGGCUUCGUCUCCCUCUUCGAGGACGAGGUCGUCUUGUGCGGAGAAGGCAGGCUAGCCGAAGGUAUAUACCACUUCAACUUUGAGCUUGAAUUCCCCUCCAAGGGCUUGCCCAGCAGCAUCGACUUUGAGCGCGGAACUAUAUCUUACAUGCUUAAUGCUACCCUGACCCGCCCCACCACAAUAUCCCCAACCGCUUCGUGCGACACCAAGGUCUACCUCACCGACACAAUCGACAUUGCGCCCGUUCCCCAGCUCAAACCCCGCGUCAUCUCACUUGAGCCUAUAUCCAGAAGAACACGCAACAAGCCCCCGCGAAAACGGCCAGCAGAAGGAGGAGUAGUACCACAAACACCCGACGCUACAAAUCCGCUGCCAGGCGGAUCCGCUCUGGACCGAUCUACCAUCGCCGAUGAGACGGAAGGUGCCCGGAGUCCUUCGCCAAGCGACGUGAGCUACGGGAGCCAAAGAAGCAGUGGAAACGCUUCUGGAACAGAGUAUGGCGUUCGCUCAAUCAACACUGUCACAGACGGAUCGCCUUCGCAAGCUGGCAGCCGGACGAACCCCAAAGGCAAGACCAUUACGGCAACGAUUGAUGUACUCAAGGGAGGUUUUCUGAGGGGUGAUCAAAUACCAAUCAAAGUCACAGUCAACCACACAAAACACAUCCGCAGUUUGAAGGGCAUCAUAAUUACCUUGUAUCGCCUUGCACGAGUCGACAUGCACCCUGCACUUCCGGUGGUUGCGAAUAGCAAAGGAGAUAAGACCAAAUCGGAGGACUACUAUCCAAAAUCCAGAACCGGCCUCGGUGGCUUGUCCCUCUCGUCUGCCGGCUCGAGUCAUACUUUCCGCAAAGACUUGUGUCAGUCUUUUGCACCUCUUUUUGUUGAUCCCAGGACUCUGACGGCCGAGAUAAAAUGCUCUGUGCGCGUACCCGACGAGGCUUUUCCGACGAUAUCAAACGUUCCAGGCGCGAUGAUCUCAUUCAAGUACUACGUCGAGGUGGUUGUCGACAUCCAGGGUAAGCUGACUGGUCUUGACCGAAUGGUCGCAAACGCUGGCUUAGUCAACGUACCGUCGGCCGCUGGUGGUUCCGCUACGGCAGGUGACGAUGCCUCGGGCAGCAUGUUUUCAACUUGGGGUGGUGUCUUUGUGGACACGGACCAAAUACGGCGUGAGAAGGGUAUUGUAUCCGCUUUGUUCGAGGUCAUUAUUGGCACAAAAGACAGUGAUCGUAACGGGAAAAGGAAGCAGACACAAAAUUACUCGGGUCACAACGAUGCCUACAACGGCUCUCAUCACCAAGGUUACGGUGAUCCAAACGAUGAGCAGGGAUAUGACCCAUAUUAUUACGGCCACGACGAACACGGCCAAUAUUAUGAUUACGGCUACGACCAGGGCUACGACAGUGUUCCUGGGUAUGAACAACACGGCGCAGGCGCAAGUACUGCUUUCUCAGUGCCAAGAAGCGUACCUGAGGAAGAGCACGGGAUAUCGGAAAAGGAGCGAUUACGGCGAGCAGAGGAGCGCCUGUUACCUUCUCAACCACCAGGCGCUGCUGGUCCAUCCUGGCCUCUAGUUGGCGAGCGACAAGGCAUACCAGCUUCGGCGCCCGUGUUACCCGAGGAAGACGAUCCUCAUCCUUCCUAUGUAGCGAGUUCAUCUUCGUCAACUCCAGCUCACCCUCCCCCGCCAUUUCGGGCUACAUCGUCACAGGCAAUGUCUUCGCACUUGCCAACAGCGGCUUCAUUGCAACGCCGGGCUACAAACACUGGUGACGACGAAACAAAAACUUCCGCAACCGGAUCUUCGCAUACUCUACGCUUAGAGCAUCAAGCAUCCUCAGCCAAUGGCAAUGGAGACGACUCGUCCAAACCUCUUCCUCCUCUGCCACCACAUGGCUCUGCACCACAGUACAUGUCCUCGUCGUCCUCACACCUGGAGCCCACAGACGACAAGCAGGAGUUGCAACGACGAAGACUGGAAAUGGAAAGAAGUGCGCCGCCUACAGACCAUGACGACGAAGGCGGCCCUUCGAAUGUUCCCUCUGCCCUGCCACCUCACGCCCUAACGAGCUCGCAUUUGGCUCCUUCAGCGCCUAUGCUGAAUGACGAUGACGAGUACCUUGUUGAAGCAGUCCGCCCGAUCCGAAGUCGACAGGAUCUACCCGAGAGCAGUAGAAGACAAAGUGAGGCGUUACCAGAGUACAGAAGGUGA